Messenger RNA from Cinara cedri, 1344 nucleotides. NCBI's taxonomy places the organism in Eukaryota, Metazoa, Arthropoda, Insecta, Hemiptera, Aphididae. The record is from the annotation of a GenBank genome assembly.
AUGCCGUUUUCGCGAAUUUUCAGCACGUGUACAGCCACGACCGAUUCCGACGGUUUCGGACACGUACUAGUGAAGUCCAAUAAGACGUUGGGUUUGUUCAAAAAAUGUUCGGCUUGUAAGUCGGCCAAGUUAUGGCCGUGGUCCGUCAUGGUGAAAUGUGUCGGUAAGUCUUCACAGAAACUGCAGAGAAAAUUUUUUUUUUAUGAGUUACGCUAUUUUCAAUGUUUUAGAUUCCGAGUGGAGUGAAGAAGCUUAUGGUUUUACAAAGAUAUUUAUUUUAUUUUUUUUGGUUCUGUGGCCUUUUUUUCUCCUAGAGAUCUUGCUCAGAUUUUCAUGUGUAAAAAGGCACUUUAGGAAGGCAAUUUUUCGAUUUUUUCAAGAUUUUUUUUUCCGCGGGAAAGUGCACGAAAUAAAUAAGUAUAUAAUAACAAUUUUUUUUUUAUCUGUGGGCAACUUUUCUACCAGCAAUUUUUCUCCAAGUUAUGAUGAUAGCAAUUUUCUUAAAGGAAAUUUCACUGGGGAAGUACAUUAGAGAGGUCGUUUUUCGAUUUUGUCAGGAGAUUUCCUGGCAAAUGUAAAAAACCGAGAAAAACGUAGGAAAACCGGGAAAAUCAGUACAACAUUAAACAAAAUGAAAUAAAAUAUAUAAAGCUUACUUAAUUAUUUUACUAUAAUAUGGCAUAUAUAUUGUUGACAAAGUAUCACUAUCAACUGAACUCCGAUCCGAAUCGUUUUUUCGUUGGCAAUAGGUUUAGCGGUGCUUACAGAUAGACAUUAAAUUCCCUUCUGUAUCCUACCUUCCCAACUUCCCCUCCAACAACAGUGGCUGCACUCAUUCCCAUUAUCCUAGGACAGCUUUUUUGUUUUCGCGCUGUUGAAAUAAUAUGACUAUUCGUAUGCCCGGUCGCAGGAUGCAAGGGUGUGUGGCACGAACGGUGCGCGGAACAGCGGUCGUCGUGGUGCGGGGAUACGGCCAACGACGGCGAUUGGCUGCAACGAAUUCCUGAGUACCCGGCUCCCGCGGCAACCACUCUACCGCCGAAACCGACGGGGGUUCAGUUGCGGAGCAAUACUGAGAAUCGUGGCGGCGGCGCACCGACGUUUUCUAAUACCCGAUGCCGCAGCGACGUUUUCGGGGGUAGCAACCGACCACCGGUGGCGGGUGUGGCGGGAACGGACGUGACCGGGCGAUGGUCGGUUUACGCGUGUACGGCCGCCGAAAUCGAGAACGCCGUACUGCGCCGCAACGGCGUCAUCAUGGGGGUCCGGGCUUUGCGCGCGUCCGAUUGUGCGCGGCCGUUAACGGUCGCGAGGGAUGAUGCCCACAACGACGGUACUGCGUGA